This is a messenger RNA of Parastagonospora nodorum SN15, 318 nucleotides long. RefSeq lists its product as hypothetical. The transcript is spliced from 2 exons. Lineage: Eukaryota; Fungi; Ascomycota; Dothideomycetes; Pleosporales; Phaeosphaeriaceae. The record is from RefSeq and is a predicted model, not a curated record. The coding region runs from base 1 to 318 and encodes 105 amino acids.
AUGGGAGGAGCUGGUGUAAACCGGCAUGCGGGCGUUGAUGGCGUGCUCGAAGGUAUGGCGGACCUGAUUGGUGUACUCAAAGGCGCUGCAGAACUGGUUGAUGGUUCUGGUGUACUCGAAGGCGUUACAGAAUUGGUCGAUGGCUCUGGUGUACUCGAAGGCGCUGCAGAGCUGGUUGGUGGUUCUGGUGUACCCGAAGGCGCUACGGGGCUGGCUGAUUCACUCGAAGGUGUUGCAGAGCUAGCCGAUAGCAUUGAAGGGUCGCUUGAGAUUGAAGCACUGCUCGGCGAUGAGGUACUAGAAGCAGAACUGGUUUGA